GUCAAAAUGGAACCAACUACAUGUGUAAAGCUGACCCAAAGAACCGAACCAUUCUUUAUUUCAUGUGUAUUCCGUCUAAACAGAAAUGCGAUGGCAUUAAACAGUGUCCCCUUGGUGACGACGAAGAACAUUGCCAGUUGCCUGUGUGUAAGGAGUUACAAGUACGGUGCCGGGAAGGAACAUGUGCGACAGUGUGCAAUGGUAUACCGGAAUGUGAUCAACUGGAAGACGAACUUUUUUGUGGUCCUGUAUGUAAGGAGGGUCAUUUACGAUGUCCAGAUGGUAAUUGUGCCGUUGUGUGUGACGGGAAGGACGACUGCAAAAACAAAGAAGAUGAAAGAAAUUGCAAAGAAAAUUUGUCAAGCACAGAUAUAUGUAAGUACGGCGAGGUCUUGUGUCCAGAUAGAAGGAAAUGUGCUAAAAUAUGCGACGGUAUUCCACAGUGUGAGGAUGGCGCCGAUGAGAAAUUUAUUUGCUAGUGUCGAUGACGAAAACGAUGAUCGAUGUCAAUAAGUUAAUGUCUAACACUUGUUAUUAAAAUAGCGUCUUUUUAAUAAAUCUCAAUGGAAAAUGAGUGAAAUCUAACCUGCUGAAACUACUGAGACAGUAGAUUCGAUAAUCUAGCAUGUUACCUGAUUCAUAGAUCAUGCAUUAUGAUAAGUGUCAUACCCAAUGAUUGACAUGCUUCAAUUCAUGAUAAAGUAAUUUGACAGGUUAUACACUAAAUUAAAAUAAAAAAAAUAAUAGUAAUAAACAACAGCAUCAUCAAAGAAAACAAAACAAUAACAACUUUGAUAAUAAUUCAAUCUAAAUAACAACAUCGCAUGACACCUAAUGGCAGUUCUAACUUAAGACCAGUCAUUUAUGCUAAUAAAAAGUUUACUUUCUCCUUAUGAACAUACCAGUUCUUUUUUUAAUACAAUCGCUUACAUUAUCAUAGUUGCUUUUUUUGCUGCUGGGACAAUCGUGUGUUCCAAUGUCACAUCUUAAAGAUUUAAGUUAACUUAAUAUUUAUAUUAAGCACACGUAAAAAUUAGAUCAGUUAUAUAAUAACGUCAUUCAUAGUAUAUAUUUAUUCAUAUGUAUGAAUCUUUGCACCUUUAAAUGUCCACGCCGGUUUUAUACUCGAAUUCACAAUAUUGCACGGAAUACGACAACGGUUUAAUGCUUUGAUGUUUUUCAGUUGAGAAAGUAUAUUUAUUUAGCCCACUACUGACAGGUUUCCCUUUCGUUAUGUCACACUCACUAUCAUUAAAAUCAUUCAAACCAACAUGUUGUUCUGUAAUCAUUUCAUCCUUAAAACAUAUUUCUCUGAAAUCGCUACUGUCAUUACAAAUCAAGUUUGGUUUUAUUGAAGAACUUGCAUUAUUGGUAUCAAUAUGUACAACAAUGGUUUCACUUAUGUCUUCAAUUGUUGUAUGAUCAGUUUCACAACUUGUUACACACUUCUUUUUGAAAUUUUCACUAUGUCUCCUGCUUUUAGGCAAUCUGUCUGUGCCUGUCAAUUCAGGUGAAGAGAUUCCACAACCCAUUCUAUGUCGAUUCUUUUAUUAUUCCAGUUAAUUUUAUGUUUUAAACAUUUAAGAUUCAAGCUAUAUAGCCAAUUAAGGUGAAAACAUUCCACAACCUAUUCUAUGUCGAUUCUCUUGUUAUUCCAGUUAUUUAAAUAUUUAAAACAUAUGAGAUUUCUAGACGAAUGAUUCAUUUACUUCAAUAAUGGUCAUACAUAAUCUAUAGGAUC
Ruditapes philippinarum (Manila clam) is the source of this 1741-nucleotide messenger RNA. Its product is annotated as LDL receptor repeat-containing protein egg-2-like. The record is from RefSeq and is a predicted model, not a curated record. The transcript has 4 exons. Gene Ontology annotation, molecular function: protein binding. NCBI's taxonomy places the organism in Eukaryota, Metazoa, Mollusca, Bivalvia, Venerida, Veneridae. Bases 21 to 479 code for a protein of 152 amino acids.